AUGGAUCAGCAAUCAGUGGACGUUGACGAUAUCAUUGAUAGAUUGUUAGAGGUGCGGGGGUUGAAGCCUGGCCACCAGGUGGACUUGGAAGAGCACGAGAUUAGGUAUUUGUGUUCGAAAGCACGUUCUAUCUUCAUCAAGCAGCCAAUUUUGCUUGAGUUGGAGGCGCCUAUCAAGAUUUGUGGUGAUAUCCACGGGCAAUACUACGAUUUGCUACGUCUUUUCGAGUACGGAGGGUUCCCACCGGAAUCGAACUACCUGUUCCUUGGGGACUAUGUGGACCGUGGUAAGCAGUCGCUAGAGACGAUCUGCUUGCUGUUGGCUUAUAAGAUCAAGUAUCCGGAGAAUUUUUUCAUUUUGCGUGGUAACCACGAGUGUGCAUCCAUUAAUAGAAUUUACGGGUUUUACGACGAGUGUAAGAGACGUUAUAACAUCAAGCUUUGGAAGACUUUCACAGACUGCUUCAACUGUUUGCCCAUCGCCGCUAUUGUCGAUGAGAAGAUCUUUUGUAUGCACGGUGGGUUGUCCCCAGACUUGAACACGAUGGAACAGAUCAGACGUGUCAUGAGACCUACCGAUAUCCCAGACGUAGGCUUGCUAUGUGACUUGUUAUGGUCGGAUCCCGAUAAAGAUAUCGUAGGUUGGUCUGAGAACGACAGAGGUGUGUCAUUCACGUUCGGGCCGGAUGUCGUCAGCAGAUUUUUACAGAAACAGGACAUGGAGUUGAUUUGCAGAGCACAUCAAGUGGUAGAAGACGGGUACGAGUUCUUCAGCAAAAGACAGUUGGUAACACUAUUUAGUGCACCAAAUUACUGUGGUGAGUUCGAUAACGCCGGUGCUAUGAUGUCGGUGGACGAAAGUUUACUAUGUUCAUUCCAAAUUUUGAAACCAGCGUCCAAAUUACUGGAAAGGAACGUUGUAAGAAGAAAGAAAUAA
Messenger RNA from Kluyveromyces marxianus DMKU3-1042, 936 nucleotides. It is a transcript of the gene GLC7, whose product is annotated as type 1 serine/threonine-protein phosphatase catalytic subunit GLC7. The coding region runs from base 1 to 936 and encodes 311 amino acids. Gene Ontology annotation, molecular function: protein serine/threonine phosphatase activity. The transcript has a single exon. Lineage: Eukaryota; Fungi; Ascomycota; Saccharomycetes; Saccharomycetales; Saccharomycetaceae. The record is from RefSeq and is a predicted model, not a curated record. Gene Ontology annotation, cellular component: cytoplasm; nucleus.